GUUUGGAAAACCUUCCCAUGGCUGUUGCCUAAAAUACACGCACGCGCGCCCAAGACUAAAGCUAUGAUACAGGAUGUAAUCGCAGUCUUGAUGUCAAAAUAUGGGCGUAGCAAACAUCCAAGCAGCAAUUAUAUGAAAGCCGAGCCUGAUAUCCAUCCUAUUCUGACCCCAGUCCACUCUUCUGAUCGCUUUCCGGCCGAAAAUUUGCGAUCAGAGGAGCGAACCGAUGCAGGAAGACGGUGGAUACCAUGGCCAGGCUAUUGACAUUUGUAAUACUUGCCGAACAUGUUGAGGGGUAGUUCUUGAUAAGAUUGACAUUUUGCUGACAUAACAGGGAUCCCAUAUCGUCAUAUGCCAUCCGAUGACGCCCCGCUGAGCAGGCCUGUGGAUGAGGAAAGCCGAAGGAGACUGGCAGCAGGGUGGGACGACAAGGCGAUCUCUACCAAGACGGGAGAUCAACGUUUCAGCAAGACAGACGUGAAGAGGCCAAGACAUAAGGAUCCAAACAAGAUGAAGCAAGGAGUCGAUUAUCCAUCAGAAUCGAAGCAAUACCGAAAUUCUCACACACAAGAGCUGAAGAAGCGGCCUACAACACUGGACGAAAAAAUGAUGAAUGGAAAACGGCCCAUGUCGUCCAUAAAUCAACAAAACCGUGACAGGGGAAAGGGGAGGGAAUCACAACAGAGCAAACCACCCGUGCCCAAACCGAAGCCUUUCUUCACACAGUCCUCCAGCCGUCACUUGAUAGAUCGGGUUGAUUCAGAUAAAGAAAGGGUGGGAGCUAUUCCAGAGAAGUGGCGGAAACGAGGUGGAUUGAAACCUGAUGCACGGCCAACCCAGACUGGACGAGGAACAAAAGACCAUGGUAGCGUUCAUGGAGAUGGUCAGGGGCGUGGAGAUGGUCAGGGGCGUGGAGAUGGUGAAGAGCGCGGAGUCGGUAAAGAGCGUGGAACUGUCCCAAAGCGUAGAGAUGGCCAAGAGCGCCGAGCUGGUCAAGAGCGCGGAACUGGUCAAGAUCGUGGAACUGUCCCAAAGCGUGGAACUGGUCAAGAUCGUGGAACUGUCCCAAAGCGUGGAACUGGUCAAGACCGUGGAACUGUCCCCAAGCGUGGAACAGUUGAAGAGCGUGGAACUGGCCCACGGGACUCGCGGAGUCGAGUUGGAUCACAGCGUGAUAAAAGGCCACCUAAAACCGAUCCGAGAACAAACGAACCGGGCAACUGGCGCGAUCGAAUUGAUAGAUCAUAUAUGGCCACGCUAUAUGGAGCGAAUGAAUGCCAGAAAGAACCACGCAGCACGUACAAAAAGUACAGAGUGGGAACCCGACAACAGCACGCGCACGGCAACAGUACCUGGAACGACAGCGGAACCGACAAUCUCAGCAAAGGCUCAACAGAGUCAAGAGAACGAGGCCGGCACCACAACAGUGGCGGCGUGGACGACAGUCAUACACAAGUCUCAACAGGUUGAAGGAGAGGAUUGA
Messenger RNA from Branchiostoma floridae (Florida lancelet), 1483 nucleotides. RefSeq lists its product as uncharacterized. Bases 824 to 1483 code for a protein of 219 amino acids. NCBI's taxonomy places the organism in Eukaryota, Metazoa, Chordata, Leptocardii, Amphioxiformes, Branchiostomatidae. The transcript is spliced from 4 exons. The record is from RefSeq and is a predicted model, not a curated record.